ACAGAGGAAACGGGUAGGGCAGCAGUGUCUUGUGGAGCCUUUCUCUUUGUGCCAAUACAGAAGUGCUUUGUGGUAGGCCAUCUGGGCCGAGAGGAUUUCCUCACAAUUCAAAGUAUGACGUCUGUCGCAGCGCGCUGGGAUUUGCUGUGAAGCUCUGGAGGGAUUGCGAGGAAACGUUGACAAAUUUCGACUUUAGCAACGUGUGAAAUAGGUGCCAGGAUGGAAGCCAGCCUGCCUGACCUCACGCCUGCGGGCUUUUCCUCCACGCUCGGGAACAACCUAAGCAAUGAUGAUAGCGUUUCUGCGGCAAGUACCUCUGAUGUGCAGGAUCGUCUGUCCGCCCUGGAACUGCGAGUGCAGCAGCAGGAGGAUGAAAUCACUGUACUCAAAGCUGCCCUGGCCGAUGUGCUCAGACGUCUGGCCAUUUCCGAGGAUCAAGUGGCCACUGUCAGAAAAGCACCUCUGAGCAAAGGUCCAGCCAUGCUUCGUGAAGCUCAUUCUAUACCUUGUAUAACCAAUGGAGGUGCCCGAACCGGAAAACCAAGUCACACUGGAUUAAUUGCUAGAAAAGAUACACUGGCGUCAGCAGCCAAAAGUAGCACAGAGAAAAAGAAAGAGAAACCUCAAGGUGUCAAGGAGGAAUCAAAUGAUCAAAAUCCAUUAAACCAAGCAUCUCCUUCUCCCCAACCUUCCCCACAACCCACCCAAACACACAGGCAAAAUCUGGAAAGCAGAACCGCUGCAUCCACAAAAAGCAUAAAACGAAGCUCUACCCUAGAAAAAUCACACAACACGUGGGACAAUUCUGAUGACAGUCGAAACAGACUCAUGAGAGCGGCUUCCACGUCAAAGUUAACUUCAAAGACGAGCAAAGCCUCAGAGAAGCAUAAAGAUAUUGUCGUCAGUCCAGCCAAAAUGUCGACAAGAGAAAAAAACAGCCAAGAAGGAGAGUACAUUAAGAUGUUCAUGAGAGGUCGACCAAUCACAAUGUUCAUUCCUUCGGACGUGGAAAACUAUGAAGACAUAAGAUCAGAACUGUCACCGGAGAAAUUAAAACUGGAGUGGGUAUAUGGUUAUCGUGGUAGAGACUGUCGCGCUAAUGUUUACCUCCUCCCUACUGGAGAAAUUGUAUAUUUUAUAGCUUCUGUUGUCGUUCUGUUCAACUAUGAAGAAAGAACUCAACGGCAUUAUCUAGGUCACACAGAUUGUGUAAAAUGUAUUGCUCUUCAUCCAGACAAAAUCAGGAUCGCCACAGGACAGAUUGCUGGUGUGGACAAGGACGGAAGGCCUCUACAACCUCACGUCAGAGUCUGGGACUCUGUUAGUCUAUCCACGUUGCAAGUCAUUGGCCUGGGGACCUUUGAGCGUGGCGUUGGGUGCUUGGACUUCUCCAAAGCGGACUCCGGGAUACAUUUGGCUGUGAUCGAUGACUCCAAUGAACAUAUGCUAACAGUCUGGGACUGGCAAAAGAAGUCAAAAGUAGCAGAAAUAAAGACUACGAAUGAGGUGGUCCUCGCAGUAGAAUUCCAUCCAACAGAUGCCAACACGAUAGUCACCUGUGGGAAAUCUCACAUAUUCUUCUGGACCUGGAGUGGAAAUUCUCUGGCAAGAAAACAGGGAAUAUUUGGGAAAUACGAGAAACCAAAGUUUGUACAGUGCUUAGCCUUUUUAUCCAAUGGAGACGUGCUCGCUGGAGAUUCAGGUGGAGUCAUGUUAAUAUGGAGCAAGACUCCUGUCGAGUCGACAGCUGGUAAAGGAGUAAAAGGUGUUUACCAAAUUAGCAAACAAAUCAAAGCUCACGAUGGCAGCGUGUUCACACUGUGCCAGAUGAGGAACGGAAUGCUGCUGACAGGAGGAGGGAAAGACCGGAAGGUCAUACUGUGGGAUCAUAACCUUACCCCAGAGAGGGAGAUUGAGGUUCCGGAUCAGUAUGGCACCAUCCGAGCUGUAGCGGAGGGCAAAACCGACCAGUUCCUGAUUGGCACAUCCAGGAACUUUAUUCUCCGUGGUACCUUUAUUGAUGGAUUCCAGGUUGAAGUUCAGGGUCACACAGAUGAACUCUGGGGACUCGCAACGCACCCCUUUAAAGAUCUUCUCCUAACAUGUGCUCAAGACAAGCAGGUCUGUCUAUGGAAUUCAGUAGAUCAUACGCUGGAAUGGACCAGACUUCUAGAUGAACCUGGACACUGUGCAGACUUCCAUCCAAGUGGAAUAGUUGUAGCUAUUGGAACACAUUCUGGGAGAUGGUUCGUCCUGGAUGCAGAGACGAGGGAUCUGGUUUCCAUACACACAGAUGGUAAUGAGCAGCUCUCGGUGAUGCGAUACUCAGUCGAUGGGACCCUGCUUGCUGUGGGUUCACAUGAUAACUUCAUUUACCUCUACAAUGUCUCAGAGAAUGGGAGAAAAUAUAGCAGAUAUGGAAAGUGCACUGGACAUUCCAGUUACAUUACACACCUCGACUGGUCCCCAGAUAACAAGUACAUAAUGUCAAACUCAGGAGACUAUGAAAUAUUAUACUGGGACAUUCCAAGUGGUUGUAAAUUAAUUCGGAAUCGUUCAGACUGCAAAGACAUUGACUGGGCAACGUACACUUGUGUGCUAGGAUUUCAUGUAUUUGGUGUGUGGCCAGAAGGAUCAGACGGCACAGAUAUUAACGCAUUAGUAAGAUCUCACAACAGAAAGGUUAUUGCUCUCGCCGAUGACUUCUGUAAGGUCCAUCUAUUUCAGUAUCCGUGCUCCAAACCAAAGGCUCCAAGUCACAAGUACAGCGCCCAUAGCAGUCAUGUAACCAAUGUAAGCUUUACCCACAACGAUAACCACCUGAUUUCAACAGGAGGGAAGGACAUGAGCAUUAUUCAAUGGAGACUGAUAGAAAAGGUGUCUCUCUCUCAAAAUGACAACAUAGUCGAAAUCAAUGCAGCCAACACACCCACUGUAACCAAGAAGGUUGUGCAGGAAACUUCCCCUACCUCCGAGUCACAAGCCACCAAUGAGGAAGUCACAGCAGCGGUAGAGUCUCCUGUACCGAUAGAAGAUGCCGAAGAAGAGAAUACAGUAGACACAGGGUAUCAGAAUGAAGUGCAAAGCGAAGAGAGCAGUCAGGAACCUGUGACGGAAAACGGUCGAGAGGCCUCUAGUGAAAUAACCGAGGAGUCCGCCGAUUCCCCUACCCUAGAGGAAACCCAGGGAGAAGAUUCACCAGUGUCUUAACAGCGUGAUAGUUAACAGUACGUUUCUUUUUCUGUUCUUUGUUUUUGUACCUGGUGUGUGAGCUUUCGUUAUGGGAAGAGGGUUUAACUGGCAGGAGAAUAUUUGGCCGGAAUAUGACACCGUACUUGUGUGAUGUAGACUCCGGGAAACUGUACAUGAGCUCCAGAAAAAGUCAAAGCUGGAAGAUGGACAACAAAGUCAAAUAAAACCAACAAUGUAGUUGAUGAUAGACUUAAGAACUGAUGUCACAAAUGGUUUGUUGUACAUAUAUAUUUUUUUUCUUAUUUUAUUUUUUUAGGGUCAAACUGGGUUAAUAAAGUUUAAAAAUCUUGAAUAGAAAAACGCAAACGUGGUGAUUUACAGAAGACAUACUUACAAAUGAUACAGAAGCAUUUACUAGGUGACUCAAAGGCCAAAGGGUGAUCCACUGUGGAUUAUUUUUCAGGUAAAAAAUAAAAUCUCCGAACCUGCGCUCAGAGUGACUUUGGUCAACAUUAUGCAAUUUUCAUACAGUUUUCAAAAAAAAAACGUUUGCCAUACUGAGUUUGCCCUAAGUGCUGCUACCUACCUUUUUCAAGGACUGUUUUUAUUGCCUAACAACUAUAUUUAGCAGCCUAUUUAAUAAGAUCUGGCUUUAUUCUGACCAAUUUUUGGAAAUUAUUUUAAAUGUUUUUUUUUUUUUUGUGAACUUAAUUCACAUAUUGCAUGUCUAUUCACAAAUGUGAACAGAUAAAAAUUUGCAUUUGGGGGGUGGGUCGGGGGGGGGGGGCAAGUUGUGAUUGUUGUAGGAUUAUAAUUUAAUCACCCAUUAGUUAAAAAAAAAAUCACGGUCACUGAUAAUGGUGCUUGGCGGUUCUAAGUGAUUUUUUGUUUUUAUUAGAAUUAUAAUGAAAAUUAAGUUCAGAUUAGUUUAUAGUAGGAUUGUUUUUUCUUUAACAAAUGAAUGCGUUUCUCAUACAGCCAAAUCCCUUUAUGGGAAAUGUUUAAAAAAAAAUGCAUUUACUUAGUGAAUAUUUUAAAAAAACACACAAGACUAUUUUAUGUAACUUUGUUCAUAUUUUUAAUGAACAUUUUUUUUUUUUUUAUGCACAAGUCUUAAGUGUGCAAGAGUUUACAUCAUUGCGCCAUUCCAAAGUGCAUCUAGAAUGUCAUUCCCUUCCAGUAUCUUCUCAGGAGAAUUGCUACAGAUAAGGUUCAUAGAAGAUGACAGGGGCCGCCCAAAGGACAUCACAUACACAAACAUAUCUACAGUAAAGUUAUAUGGCAAAAUGUUUAUGUAUGUGUCUAUAGAUUAUAUUUGUCUCUCUUCAUAUAUGUAUGUGCAUACGCCAGAAUAUACACAUACAUUUAUCUAAAGAUUUACAUGGAUGUAUUCUCUUGUUUACAGUGGUCCUUAAAAAAAAUGUUUAAAAAAAUCCUCAGUCUUGAGGAAUAAAAUUAAAAAAACAAAAAAAAAAAAAACAGUCUCAUUCCAAACAAGAUGUGUAUUUAUUAUGUGAUGCCUAAUCCAUUUUUUAAUAUCUAGGCCUAAAAACUAUUUAAAAAUAAAUAAAUACAUUUUGCAGUUUUUUUUAGUUUCUUUUUUUUUCUUUCUCUUUUUCAAAAAUUUCAAAUGUUAUGUUAUGAUAAAAUGAUAAAUACGCAAUUGUUUGGGAGGGUAAAAUAAAAGUUGCUGUUACUACAAAGGAAGAAUUAGAACAGAGGCUUAUGACUUGACGAAUAUGCAAAAAGCCUCAUCCCGUAUGUAACGCCAACUACUGUCUAUUAAAAUAAAUAAAUAAAUAAGUGAUUUAUGGAUGGAAAGCGUUUUAACUAAUGUAACUAGAUGUUUCAGGUUCAAAAAUUGUGAAUGAAAUCUGAAUCCGCGUGUUUCAUGUGAAGAUGUUUGAGCCAUUUCUAUCUCAUGCAUUCCUGUCUCAUGACAGUAUUUUUUUCUCUUUUUGACAUUUAAGAGCAAAAUAAAAUCAUACCAUAUAUGUG
Molecule: messenger RNA, 5190 nt
Organism: Hyla sarda
Lineage: Eukaryota; Metazoa; Chordata; Amphibia; Anura; Hylidae
Gene: EML4
Product: EMAP like 4
Exons: 24
Coding region: 220-3210 (996 amino acids)
Biological process (GO): microtubule cytoskeleton organization
Cellular component (GO): mitotic spindle
Molecular function (GO): microtubule binding
Source: RefSeq, a predicted model, not a curated record